CACAGUGUGUCCAUUGGAAACAAAGAGGAAUUCUUAUUUCAUAUUUUGAUUGUGUCGGCCAUUUUUGUGUACAUGUUUAUAGCUAACUAUACCGGGCAAGAAAUUAUGGAUCACAAUAAUUAUAUAUAUAUUACAGCAUACAAUGUUCGAUGGUAUGUAGCCCCCGUGUACACUCAGAAGUUGAUACUUUUUAUAUUACAAAGAAGUGGCAAAGCAGUUGCUUUGAAUUUUGGCAAUAUAAUUGUGGUAUCUUUAGAGUGUUUUGCCAUGGUCAGGUGUUUACUGGAGCAACUACAACAUAUCUAUAAUGAAAUAAAAGAUGAAAAUGAAAUUGCCAUCAUAGAAAAGUAUGGACUAAACGCGAAACAUUAUACAAUUAGAAUCAUACGUGUUAGUACAAGAUUUCGUUAUCCAUAUCUUGUACUUUAA
Messenger RNA from Trachymyrmex cornetzi, 429 nucleotides. RefSeq lists its product as uncharacterized. Gene Ontology annotation, cellular component: membrane. Gene Ontology annotation, molecular function: olfactory receptor activity; odorant binding. The transcript has 4 exons. Bases 73 to 429 code for a protein of 118 amino acids. Lineage: Eukaryota; Metazoa; Arthropoda; Insecta; Hymenoptera; Formicidae. The record is from RefSeq and is a predicted model, not a curated record. Gene Ontology annotation, biological process: sensory perception of smell.